GAGCAGACCAGCAAAGAUUGAGCUGGUCUCCAGGAUAGCUCAGCUCCUUUCUUUGCUACUUGCAUGUCUGCAUUUUUUCAAGCAUUCUCUGUCUUUGGCAGUGUCUACAAGCACCAACAAAAUGAUCCUGACAGUUAAAGCUGUUCUGUGGGUCACAUUUUGGGUUUUUUAAUUUUCAAGCUACAUUUAUUUUCUUUCUCAACAGGAGACUGGUUGAGCUCUGAUCUGAUCUUUCUGGAGGAGGGUCUGGAUCCUUUGUCAGCCACAACUUUUCUAUUUGCUCCUGAGAGGAGCAACGGCUUCAACAGGAAAUAAUUUCUGUAACAGUUUUGUCAGCAGCCUUGAACUUUGUGAAUGCCCACAGACAAUGUGGCUGGUGCUUCAUUCCUGAGUGUCAGUGCGCUAACAAACGAGUGAAACUAGUGUUUCCUGAGUACAGCCAGACUGACCCAAGUGAUUUUGGUUAGACACAGGAAAAUGCAUUUGGUCACUCUGUCACUAGUGCACAAGACUUUGAAAAAGGACAUUGCUCAUAGAAAGACCUGACACCCAUAGUGACAGGCAUUGCUGAGGGAAUGGCUCAGCCACAAAGGAUCCUCUUUCCCCCAGAGGAGAUUUGCAUGGACUGGCAGCAAAGACAGAGACCUGGAGCAGGACUUUGCAAUCUGGGCAGUACUUGCUACAUCAAUGUCAUCCUGCAGUGCCUGACAUACACACCCCCUCUGGCCAACUACUUGCUCUCUCGUGACCAUAGCCAGUUGUGUCAUCAGCAAGGCUUCUGCAUGAUGUGCAUCAUGGAAGCACACGUUAGGAAAGUCCUGUGCUCUUCAGCCAAUGUCAUCUGGCCUAGGGCUGUUGUCAGGGACCUCAAAUUCAUAGGAGAAGAAUUUGAGCCUGACAUGGCUGGAGAUGCUUAUGAGUUCUUACGCUGUGCUCUUGAGGCCAUGCAGAGAGCUUGUCUGAAUGGAAGCAGCGAAGUGGACAUCUCUUCUCAAACAACUACUAUCAUCCAUCAAAUAUUUGGGGGCUUUCUGAAAUCCAGAGUCAAAUGUUUGAGAUGCCAAGCAGUUUCUGAUUCCUACAAGGCUUUCCUGCAUGUCCUUUUGGAUAUCAAAGCACCCUCAUCUCUCACCAAAGCUCUGGAGAACUUUGUGACACCCAAGAAUCUGGAUGGAAAAUACUGCCUCAAAUGUAGCAGGUGUGAGAAGAAGGUAACCGCCUCUAAGAGGGUUACAGUCCAUCGUGUGCCCAAGGUCUUCACGGUGUGCCUGGAAAGGGCUGCCGAUCACACAGGCAGAAAGAUCAGCAAGAUUGUUGAAUAUCCUGAGUACUUGGAUCUUCGGCCAUACAUGUCUGACACAGCUGGAGAACCCCUCCUCUACUCCUUAUAUGCUCUUGUGGUGCACAGUGGUGACACCUGUCUUGAUGGACACUUCUUCUGCUAUACAAAGGCCAGCAAUGGACAAUGGUACAAGAUGGAUGAUGAGUCUGUGGAUAAUUGUGGCAUCCAUGCAGUUCUCAGGCAGCAAGCCUAUUUGCUAUUCUAUGCCAGAUGCUCUGAUUUGAAAACGGGAGGAAUGGUGGCUUCCUCUCUGACACCAUCCUAUGCCCAUUCCUUCCUCAGUCAGUGGGGGGCCAGCAAUGACCAGGCUGCAGGGACAUAUGGUCAACCUGGUAGGAUUAUAUCAAUGCACUGCCAGAGGACAAGUGCCAGGGAGAGCAUCCAGAGUAGAUCCCUGCAGUGGGGCAAUGAUCACUGUAGCUGGUUCAUGAACAGCACUGACUCCAACUCAGCAGGGAGGAAAAGAAAGAGAAGUACUCCUCCAGGUCAUGACCAUGCUGUCAAGGAUGGCGCAGCUUCAAGGCCCCUCAGCAGAAGCUGUCAGUGGGCUCCUGUACCCAGUGCUACUUGGGUGCAACAUCUGCCAAGACAAAGAGAGCAGGGAAGAUCACCACAGCUGGGCUAUAAUCUCCGCAGACGGUUUGUGGAGAUCACAGACUACCACCAGUCAGCAAAGAGGAGGAGAAAACACUAAUUUGGAACAAACAGACAGAAAAGACAAAGCCAGAAUUAAAACCCCUUGUUAGUCUUGUGUGUGUAAUUUACAAGGUGUUUCCUUCUCUGUAGGUUUUGGGGCAAUUAGUGGAAAUGCCCCCUGUGGGAUGUUUGUAUAAUGGGAUUUUGAAAGCUGCAAGCUUGCGUGUGCCCAACUGGCAAUCUCUUAUUUUUUAAAUGUGGAGUUCAAGUCACUCAAAAGGACAUGAAUUGGACAAGCCAACAGUGACAGGGACUCAAAAAGGCUAGAUGGCUGGGCCCAAAGGGUGCUGCUCAGUGCCACAAAGUCUAUUGUGGUGCCAGGAACAAACACUGUCUCCCAGGAAUCAGCACUGGGAUUGAUCCUGGUUAACAUCUUCUUCAACUAAUGGUCUGUCUUCUGGGGCAGAGGACAUACUCAGCAAAUUGACACAUGACAGCAAACUGGAAGAGUAGCACUUAGGCCAGGGGUUGUGCUGCUGUCCCUGAGUGAUCUAGGCAGGCUGGAGAGACAGGCUGGCAAGGGUCCUUUGCAGUUGAAAAAGGGAAGUGUAAAGUGUGACGAGCACCAGCAGAGACUACUGAGUGAGCCCAUGGAGGCUCCAUCCUUGGGCAUAUUCCAUAGCCCUCUGUGCAUGAUCAUGGAGAAGUGGCUUCAGGUGCUCUUGCUUGAGAAGGGGGGUGGGAAAGUCCUGAUUCACCCUCCAGAUAACAUUCCUCCCCAUCCUGCCACAGUGUCCAAACACGGCCCCCUUGCAGCUGGCCCUGGAUCAGCUAGCAAAUUUUGAGGAUAAAUGCCUUCUGCUGCUACUUGCCUUAACAAUGUUCCUACCCAUUCUACUUCAACCAAUCCUUUCCCAACAUACAAGGACCAUCUGACCCCUGUUGCAGAGACCCCUUCUUUACUCUCCUUAUUGCCUCCCUGGGUGUGGAUUUUCUUUAAUUACCUCUGCAAGAAUGUACAAACUUCUUCAAUAUUCUCCCAAACAAUUCUUUGGAUAUAUUUUGGGAACAACAUACCUUUUGCCAGGACCUGGCUUUAUCUGUGCUACCCUACAUGGGUGCUCUCUCAGCUUUACUUCCUGAAAAUCCCAUUGACUGGUGAGAUUUUCAGUGGUUCUUCCCUGUGAACUCUUCAUGGAGCCCCUGGUCCAUCAAUUGUCUCAAAUGGACACUAUCAGGUACCCAAUCAAUUGCCCAGUGCUGGACUCCACCAAAAAGAACAGAACACCAAAACUGAGUGAGGGGCACCUUCAGCUUCCCUUGCUGCCCCUGGGUGGUGAAAAGGAUCCUGAAUGAGCUCCCAUUUUGUUAGGAAAAUUAAUCCUCUGUGUCAGAGGUUUAUGUCUGAAAAGGAAACAAGGAAAUCCUAUUGCCAACCAGGGGUCUAUGUACAAACCACGAAUGGGAUGGGACUGCUGAGGAAUGGAUCUUAAGCUGUUUAUUGUCUAGCAUCAGUCUCAUUACCUGGUUAUGAAAAUGGCAAAAUGCCAACACCUCACAUCCCCAGCAGCAGACCAAGAACAUAAUGUUACAACUUACUUGGCAAGUUUUUUGACCAAUCACACAAACAAAAAACAUAUUGACAGUAAAUCUAUCCAACCACUAUAAGCACACAUUGUUGUGGUGCAUGGU
Molecule: messenger RNA, 3670 nt
Organism: Passer domesticus (house sparrow)
Lineage: Eukaryota; Metazoa; Chordata; Aves; Passeriformes; Passeridae
Product: ubiquitin carboxyl-terminal hydrolase 42-like
Exons: 11
Coding region: 576-2036 (486 amino acids)
Biological process (GO): protein deubiquitination; regulation of apoptotic process
Cellular component (GO): nucleus; cytosol
Molecular function (GO): cysteine-type deubiquitinase activity
Source: RefSeq, a predicted model, not a curated record